GCUUGAUAUAGUCCUAUUUGUUCAUUUUUGCUUUUGUUUCCCUUGCUGGGGGAGAUAUGUUCAUGAAGAAGUCACUCAUGUUUAGGUCCAAGAGAUUUUUGCUUAUUCUUUUUCUAAGAGUAUUAUGGUUUCAUGGCUUACAUUCAGGUCUUUCAUCCAUUUUGAAUAUACUUUUGUGUGUAGGGUUAGACAUGAUCCUCAUUUCCUCCUCUUCUGCAGCCACCAACUUGGACGUUGAAGCUAUGACGCAGACCACCAGUAGCAGUGGCAGCAAACCUCAUCACAAUUCACAUCCGUGGUGUCAGCAGGCCCCACUGGCUGCGGGGACAUUAGGAUGAGAGUGUCAGCCCUCCACAGCAGCUCCACCACUGGGAUAUUCGACUUUGUGGCACCACACAGUGGGAGAACUGGUGGCACAGCCCAUUUCUGGGGAUGCCUGAGUCAGAACUCCCUUGGUGCAGCUGGCCAGAGCAUACUGUUUGGCUUCUACGUGGCCAGCACACCUCAGAACACAUCUGUGCUUGCAGCCAUCACCUCUGGCUUUGGAGCAGUGACCCAGACCACCAGCUGUGGGACCAGUACAGGGUUUGGCAGCACCAUCUCAGCACCCUUAACAUUCAGGGUGUCAGCAGGCCCCACUGGCAGUGGGGGCUUUGGGACAAGCGUGGCAGCCCCCCACAGCAGCUCCACCACUGGGGCAUUUGGCUCUGCGUCAGGACGGGGAGGGAGAACUGCUCUCAAGAACCCUUUCUGGGGAGACUUGAAUCCAAACUCCCUGGGUGCAGCUGGCCAGAGCACACCCUCUGGUUUCCAUGUGGCCAGCACGCAUCAGAACAUGCCCGGGUUUUCAGCCAUGACCUCGGGCUUUGGAGCCGUGACCCAGACCACCAGCUGUGGGACCAAUACAUCAGUGUUUGGCAGCACCGUCCAAUCGCCCUUCACAUCCACAGUGUCAGCAGGCCCCACUGGCAGUGGGGGCUUUGGGACAAGCAUGGCUGCCCCCCACAGCAACUCCACCGCUGGUGCAUUUGGCUUUGGGGCAGGAUGGAGUGGGAGAACUGGUCUCAAGAACGCUUUCUGGGGCGGGUUGUAUCUGAACUCACUGGGUGCAGCUGGCCAGAGCACACCCUCUCCCGUCCACAAGGCCAGGUCACCUCAGAACACGUCUUGGAUUGCAGCCAUCACCUCGGCCUUUGCAGCUAUGACCUGGACCACCAGCAGUGGGACCAGUAGCUCCGUGUUUGGCAGCACCACCUCAUCACCCUUCACGUCUGGUGUGUGAGCAGGUCCCGCUGGCAGUGGGGGCUUUAGGAUGAGCAUGGCUGCCUCCCACAGCAGCUCCACCACUGGGACAUUCAGGUUUGGGUCAGGACGGAGUGGGAGAACUGGUCUCAAGAACCCUUUCUGGGGAGGGUUGAAUCCGAACUCCCUGGGUGCAGCUGGCUAGAGCACAACCUUUCCCUUCCACGCGGCCAGCACGCCUCAGAACAUGUCUGGGAUUGCAGGUGAGAUUUGGAAUGGGCUCAGUCUGCAGUGCAAGGCACUGUUUUAAGUGCUGACCCAGUCUCUGCUUUUGGAGCUGUAUGCUGUGGUGAAGAUUUAGAUGUUAUGACAGAAGUUAUUCAUAAACAGCAUCAGGUACCAGUGUAACUCAUGACAUGAGGAGCUAUUUACGUAGACAGUGGCCGCCUUUCUGAGACAAUAGCAAACCGAGGCCAAGGCCGCAGUUCCAGAAUUGGGAGCAGGGACAGCGGCUGGGGGUGAGGACGUUGCAGGGACAAGAGCAAAGGCCCAAAGGCAGAGACAAGCUUAUGUUUUCAUGAGCAGAGAAGAGGCCGGUGUGGCUAGAGUUUUAAAAAGGAAAGUGGGAUAAAAUGACAUUAAGAGACAGGCAGAAAGGAAGAUCAUUCAUGGCCUUUAAAAAUGUUUUAUUCUUUUUGGUAUCUAUCUACAAUUACCUUAAGAACAUUAUGUUUAUUUGGCUCCCCUCUUCACCAAGUACCCCGCAAAAAGCCCAUUAGAGUCACUGUCCAUCAGCCUAGUAAGAUGCUGCACAAUCACUACUUGUCUUCUCUGUGUAGCCUAGCCCUCCCCGUUCACACCUACAUUAUGUAUGCUAAUCAUAAUGCCCCCUUUCUUUUUCUCUGCCCUUAUCCCUCCCUUCACACCCAUCCUCCUCAGUCCCUUUCCCUUUGGUAACUGUUAGUCCAUUCUUGGGUUCUGUGAUUCUGCUGCUGUUUUGUUCCUUCAGUUUUUCCUUUGUUCUUAUACUCCAGAGAUGAGUGAAAUCAUUUGGUACUUGUCUUUCUCCGCCUGGCUAUUUCACUGAGCGUAUUACCCUCCAGCUACAUCCAUGUUGUUGCAAAUCGUAGGACUUGUUUUCUUUUUAUGGCUGAAUUAUAUUCCAUUGAGCAUAUGUAUCACAUCUUUUCUAUCCAUUCAUGUACUGAUGGACACUUAGGUUCCUUCCAUUUCUUGGCUAUUGUAAAUAGUGCUGUGAGAAACAUAGGGGUGCAUAUGUCUUUUUCAGGUUUUUGCCUGUUUUUUUCUAAGAGUUUUAUGGUUUCAUGACUUACAUUCAG
Messenger RNA from Manis pentadactyla (Chinese pangolin), 2582 nucleotides. Its product is annotated as nuclear envelope pore membrane protein POM 121-like. The coding region runs from base 335 to 1282 and encodes 315 amino acids. The record is from RefSeq and is a predicted model, not a curated record. The transcript is spliced from 4 exons. NCBI's taxonomy places the organism in Eukaryota, Metazoa, Chordata, Mammalia, Pholidota, Manidae.